Trematosphaeria pertusa is the source of this 1764-nucleotide messenger RNA. RefSeq lists its product as uncharacterized. The coding region runs from base 1 to 1764 and encodes 587 amino acids. The record is from RefSeq and is a predicted model, not a curated record. NCBI's taxonomy places the organism in Eukaryota, Fungi, Ascomycota, Dothideomycetes, Pleosporales, Trematosphaeriaceae. Gene Ontology annotation, molecular function: Hsp90 protein binding. The transcript has 4 exons.
AUGGCGCGCACCAUGUCCACCGAAGAGUAUCAAGACCUGGGCAAGAGCUACUACAAGCAAAAGCAGUACGAAAAGGCAGUAAAGGCCUUCACGACGGGCAUUGAGGCGGCCGUCAUUCCCUCCGUUACUCUCUACGACUACCGCGCUGCCAGCUACGAGAAGCUUGCCGACUUCAAUGCAGCAGUCAAAGAUGGGCGAGAAACGAUUCGGUUGAACAAACGGGACGUGAGGGGCUAUUUGCGGACAGCGAGUGUGCUGAAGAAGAUGAACAAGCUGGAUAUCGCUUUGAAUAUCUACAAAUAUGGCUUGAAGAACGUGCCGGUAGACAAUAAGGAUUUCAAGCUCCUGCAACAGCUCCACGAUCAGCUUACCCGCAAGCUAUCCCCAGCGAAAGCAGUCGACCCGUUCACGAUCCUUCCAGUCGAGUUAGUCGAGAUGAUCAUCGGAUACCUACCCUUCAAGAACAUGGUCAACUGUCUGCGCGUCAGCAGAGGCUGGAAAAGCUAUCUCACGAAGCGUCCCAAGCUUUGGACGAACCUAGAUCUCUCUGGAGCUAAGAAGCCCGUGUCGCGUGUCUUCAUCCGCCAUGCUGUCGACUGGGCCGAACGUGGUGUCACCCACCUCAUCGUCCACCGCUUCCAGCAUACCGAUGUUCUCCGCAAUAUCGCAACGACUUGUAAAAGACUCACAGACAUCGAAAUCUUGUCGCUUCCCUUGAUGCUGUCCGAAACGCUAAUCGAAGUCGCGCAAUGCGCCCUACAUCUGAAGAGGCUCAUCAUACGCCAUGAUAUCUCGCUGGAUACAGCGACGGAGAUCCUGCGCCGGAGGCCGACCCUUGAACAUGUGGAAUUCACGUCUAUUACGUCCAUUGUGCCGGCGGAUGGACGCCCAGAGUGGAGGGGCCCGUUUCCCUGUCUCCACACGCUGCACAUGAAUGGGCCUCCUGGUGGCCUCAAUAUGAGUUCCCUCGACGUGCGGCCCUUGCUAGUCCAAAGCCCCGCACUCCGCUCCUUUGCUUUAUCCUGCUGCAGUGGAUUCUUGACUCACCCCGAGAGCACCAUCCUCUGCGAGCGUGCCCUUACAAGCCUUAUACUCAAAGAUGUGGCAUUCAUAACCUUUCCACGCCUUCCACCGACUUUGAAGCGUCUAGUGUUGCAAUCUAGUAGGCCAUUAUAUCUACCUCGAGGACCGACUAUGUUUCGUUCUCAUUGGGAACAAGCUUCUUGGAACCAGGCAAUCCAAUCUUACCUCCCAGAGCUCACGCACCUGAGUUUAAGAGAGAUGGUUGACCUUACGCCUGAGUUCUUCGAAGCACUUCUGGACAUCUAUUCCGAUGACAAUGGAGGCGAGCUUAAACGCAUAGAGGAGGACCAACGGACACCCCUUCAACAUUUGUCUCUUGCCGUACUCCCACAUGCAUCGAGCCUAUUCGGUGCAGGCGGCCUGCUUUCCUCUCCACGCAUCUUGACUCAAUCUCUUACGUCGCUUGACAUCGCCGCACUUCCAUGUACUGAUGACGACGUUGAAGCACUUCUGGGCCACCCAACUAGUCUUCAAUCUAUCGAUUUGUCCUCAACCAAGGUUACCGGUGCGGGCGUCAAAAUGCUGGUGGACGGUCUGCCUGGCCUCCGCGUCCUGAAAGUGGAUAAUUGCAGACACAUUUCCAGCCGCGACGCGAUCGCGUAUGCGGAGAGGAAAGGCGUCGCGGUGAGCUGUCAGAUGGGCGACUCGUUUGGUGGAGCACGCAAGGUACGCUAUGGAUGA